Messenger RNA from Bactrocera dorsalis (oriental fruit fly), 2721 nucleotides. Its product is annotated as protein toll-like. The transcript has a single exon. Gene Ontology annotation, molecular function: transmembrane signaling receptor activity; protein binding. The record is from RefSeq and is a predicted model, not a curated record. Gene Ontology annotation, biological process: toll-like receptor signaling pathway; immune response. Bases 52 to 2712 code for a protein of 886 amino acids. NCBI's taxonomy places the organism in Eukaryota, Metazoa, Arthropoda, Insecta, Diptera, Tephritidae. Gene Ontology annotation, cellular component: membrane.
AAUAUAUAAUAUAUAAAAUUAAUAAAUUUAAAUAAACUAAAAGUACGCAAAAUGUACAUAAUACUCGCCCACAUACUAAUUCAACUGAUCAUAAGCAACAAAUUUCUCUUGGUGCACACUACCGAAACAAAAUUAAUCAAUACUAGUGUUGAACUGUUGAAUAAUUGCUAUAGCAAUGAGGAGAAUGCCUGUGAUCCUUAUUGUGCUGUUUCCGACGGAUUCUAUAAUAUUGACAUCUGCUUUCAUUCAGAUAAUCAGAAACUGAUGGUAAGGUGUCCCAAAGGAACAAAAAUUAAUAUAAAUUUUCUACUAGAGCGCAAAUUUCAGUCAGUUUUACAUAAAACUCGUUAUUUAGAAGUGACAAAUUGCAACAAUUUUACGCACGAAAUCUAUAGGAAUGGCGAUGUGCGGGAAAUUCUAAUAAAUAUGAUGGAGCUAAAUAAGGUAACACUUGUCUAUAACACUGACUUUGGUAGAAAACCAACGGAAGAUUUUUCUCAAUUUCGAAAUGUACUUCACCUACAAUUAAUUAUAAAAUCAACAGCAGAUAUUAUAAGCAUACCAACUGACAUAUUUUCUGAGCAGUACCAACUGGAAACGCUUACGCUUAGCGUGCAAGGUCUAAGAAACCAGAACUUAACGCUGCUCAACUUGACACAAACUCACUUUGAAAACCUCACUGAGCUCAGACAGCUUGACUUAGCUGGUAAUAAUAUUCGAAUCUUGGACGCAAAUAUCUUUGCAGCGCUAACGAAAUUAAAUUUUCUGAAUUUGAGCCGUAAUGAAAUCCGGGAAUUGCCCGAAAAUCUACUUGCAUUUCAACGUCAACUUUUAAUACUGGAUCUAAGUCACAAUUCAUUGACAUAUCUAUCGCCACAAUUUUUCGAUCAAGCUCCUUUACUAUGGCAGUUGAAACUUGGUGGUAAUCGAUUAUACAGCACCACAAAUCUUAUGGAAAUUCUGAAACCGCUGCAUUAUCUACAUAAGCUAGACUUAAGUCAGAACAAAUUGCAAACUAUUUGGAGCACUGAGACUUCUGUCAGCACAACGCCAAGUCCACUGAAAAUAUUUCGAUACAGCAAUAAGGGCAUAAAUGUGGCUUUAGCAGUCGGUCUUAAUUAUAUCACAAAGUUGCAACCAGAAAAAUACGAAGGUGGUACGCUUAACUCAAUAGAAAUCAAUUUAAGUGGCAAUCGUUUGCGUGAAUUCUCUUUAGAUUGGCUUAUAGCAGCGGAAAUUGCAUGCCCUUUUGAAAUAAACUUAGAGAACAAUUUGAUUAAAAACAUGUUUGCUUUACAAAAGUUCUUCAGUAGAACUUACGAUUGUGCGCGUGAAAUCAAAAUGACUGGUAAUCCGGUCGAGUGCGAUUGUAAAUUUGCCGGGAUUUACAAUGCAAACUAUCACUGGUUCUUCAAUGGUUUACAUUGCGUUCAGUCGUCGACUAAACUAAUAAAAGAUCUCGCGCAGCUGGAACUUAAUGAACUGUGCGCUUGGAAACCGGUAAUGUGUCCCAGCAAAUGCAAUUGUUACACACAAUCGGAAUUCCUGCAAAUCAGUUGCAAAUGUUGGCAACAUAUCGAACAGCUCCCGCGUCCCGAGCAAGUUGGGCUCAAGAGUUCGGUACUAGAUAUUAGCAAUAAUAAUUUCGUUGUAUUGCCGCUAAACACCACCUUCGGCUAUAGUAACGUUUCCCAACUCAACGCGUCGUACAAUAAAAUCACGAACAUUAGUCUCGCUCAACUGCCAAGCAAUUUGACGGUUUUGGAUCUACGAAAUAAUCGCUUAAAAUCUUUAAAUGAUGAAUUUUUGCGUACAUAUCUCAAUGACAGCACAAAACUACAAUUUCUCUAUCUCAGUGAAAAUCCUUGGUAUUGCGACUGUAGCGCGCAGCAAUUGCUGUACACCAUACGUACAAAUCGGGCACGCAUACCCGAUAUCGACCAGUUACUUUGUGAUAACCUGCAAAACGUUACACUCCUUACAGCAAAUGUGAGACAAUUGUGUUUAACUGUUAAUGUUGAAUAUUAUCAGUGUUUGAUUGCAACUGUUCUAAGUGUAGCGUUAUCCAUUAUUAUUUUACUUUGCAUUAUCGCACUCUUCUAUAAAUAUAAAUUGGAAGUGAAAGUAUGGCUUUAUGGCAACAACAUAUUGAGAUCUUGCAUUCACGAAUGUGAGCUGGAUGAUCAUAAAAUAUUCGAUGCUUUUAUCUCAUAUGCACACCAGGAUGCAGACUUCGUCAACCAUACAUUACUGCCGCAACUCGAACAGUGCGAACCACCAUUUCGUGUAUGCACACACGAACGCAAUUGGUUGGCUGGAGCGUAUAUACCUGAACAAAUAAUCGAAUCAGUGGAACAGUCACGUCGGACGAUCAUUGUGCUCUCGCAGCACUUCAUCGAGUCGGAUUGGGCGCGUAUGGAGUUUCGCACAGCGCAUCAGUGCUCGUUGAACGAGGGUCGUGCGCGCAUAAUAAUGAUUAAAUAUGGGGAAAUCUCGAAUAGUGAAUUUUUGGAUAAAGAACUUAAGGCAUAUUUGGAUAUGAAUACAUAUCUUGAUUGGCAAGAUGUCAGAUUUUGGGAUAAAUUACGCUUCGCCAUGCCACAUAAAGUGGGUAGAGAGAGGAAUUCAGAUACUCGUAUGCUAGAAAUUAACGGCAGGAUGUAUGUUAACAGACAAGUUGAGAUGAAUCGUUUGCGUGACGAGAGUGUUUAAAAUUGGAGG